This is a messenger RNA of Paramecium pentaurelia, 827 nucleotides long. Lineage: Eukaryota; Ciliophora; Oligohymenophorea; Peniculida; Parameciidae. The record is from the annotation of a GenBank genome assembly.
AUGAUUUAAAAAGAAUUAAAUUAGCUUUUCAUUAAAAAUAUAAAAUAUUAGCAAAAGAUCUCAACUUGUUUACAUUUAGCUUAAUUAUUUUCGUUAAUAUUGAUAAAUUUUUAUUAAAUAUUGUCCUGGUUUACAAAAGAUUUAAAUAUCAAAUUAAUUUUUACUAUUAAAUAAAAGGAAAAAGAAUAAAAGGAGAUCAAAGAAUAAUAUUAAUAAGCAAUUUUAGAUAAAAAAAAUCUUAAAGAUUAUAAUGAAGUGGAUAAAAUGACGAUGAUAAAGAAAUUCGAAGAUGAAUGUAAUAGAAUUUAUUUUAUUCCUUAGAAAACAAAUUAAAAUAGGAAUUUAAUCAAAAUUAAACUUAAUAAGAAUUAUAAAGAAGCAUUAAGUAAAAUUGAUUAAAUUAAUAAAAUUAAGUUAGAAUCAGAAAAAAAAUAAAAUGGAAUUAGAAAAAGUAUAUUUAUAAUAAAUUUAUUAUAUUAUUUUUAGAAUCAAUAAUGUAAUAAAUCAUUAUCAUUUUCAAAUACACAUAUACAUAAUAAUUGUUAAGUAAGUGAAGAUGCAAAACUUGUUGCAUAAGUUACAAAUAGUGGUUAAUUUUAUUGUUUUUGUGAAUAAGCAAUUCCAAAGACUGGGAAAUAUAGUUUGCCUUUUAAAUGAUUAAUGGAUCAUAUUUUCAAGUUGGAAUAGGAUAUAGAGACAUUAUGUAGAAAAAUAAUUAUCAUUAGUGUUACUAUACUGGGUAUGGGUAUAUAAUUAUAUUAUAAUAGAACAUAUUUAAUAUAAAAUAAUGGUCAUAUUUUUUCUCAUCAUAGCAAAGAUUUACUUGA